Olea europaea var. sylvestris is the source of this 1091-nucleotide messenger RNA. Its product is annotated as U6 snRNA phosphodiesterase. Gene Ontology annotation, biological process: U6 snRNA 3'-end processing. The transcript is spliced from 6 exons. The record is from RefSeq and is a predicted model, not a curated record. Gene Ontology annotation, molecular function: 3'-5'-RNA exonuclease activity. Gene Ontology annotation, cellular component: nucleus. Lineage: Eukaryota; Viridiplantae; Streptophyta; Magnoliopsida; Lamiales; Oleaceae. Bases 56 to 916 code for a protein of 286 amino acids.
GGCUUAGGGAAUAAAAAAAGAAAGAAAAUCCAUAUUCUUUUCCCUCGGACAAAAUAUGGAAGCCCUGAGAGCCUCGUAUGGAGAAACCUCAUCCGACUCCGAAAUUGAUUCGGACCCGACACAUUUACCCGAAUCGAAUAAACCAUCCUCUACUCUCCCUCUACCCCCUCUUGAUCUCCUUCGACCCUCAAAUUCGUCCGGUGCAUUUGAUUGCUCAUUACAAAACAAUCAUCUCAAUCGUGUCCGUAACUUUCCCCAUGUUGAAGGCAAUUUUGCUUUGCAUGUUUAUAUCCCUGUUAGUAUACCGUUGGUACCAAGAAAGGAGCUAUCCCUGUUUUUGAGAAGGGUCACAACUGUAGUACCCGGGCUUCAUGCGGUUGAUGUAGAUAUCCCGUUCAAUAAUUUGGCUCAUGAUGUCCGAAAAUUGGAGCAAGUUGUAUUGGGGAGGGAGUUUCAUGUAAGUUUGGGAAGAACUGUUCCGAUUCGAGUGCAUCAACGGGAAACCAUGGUCGGCAUGCUUCGCCAAAGGCUCCAUUCCCAGAGGAGGUAUUGGAUUGAUUUCAAUAAAUGGGAAGUUUUCGUCAAUGAUGAUCGUACCCGAACAUUUCUCUCAAUUGAAGUUACAACAAGAGGAUUAGCUGAGAUAAGAAAGCAAAUUCUAGCUGUAAACGAGGUUUACAGGCUACAUAAUCUACCAGAGUUUUAUAAGGAUCCACGCCCUCAUAUAUCUGUAGCUUGGGCUCUAGGUGAUAUCAGUGAUUCCCUGAAGAGAGUGAUUGAAGAGGAGACAAAGAGAUGCAUUACCAAUGGGGAAUUGUCGCAGAAGCACCUUUUUACAUGCAAAUUUAGUGUCAUUUCAUGUAAAAUAGGUAAGAAAGCCUUUGAGGUAUGCAAAGUUCAGGAAGAUCAGGGUUGAUACUCUGUCCACCGAUAUUGCUUGGAAAGAGAUGAAUAAAAGCAGUGACAUUGUGUAUGUGGCAUUUCAAAAGCUUUUAAGAUUUUUAGUGUAUUUAUGGACGGUACAAGUGAAAAUACGACAUUGGCUGUUGGGUUUUAUUUGACUAAUGAAAUUUGAAUGCUUAGCUGCUGUC